This is a messenger RNA of Arabis nemorensis, 795 nucleotides long. The record is from the annotation of a GenBank genome assembly. NCBI's taxonomy places the organism in Eukaryota, Viridiplantae, Streptophyta, Magnoliopsida, Brassicales, Brassicaceae.
AUGCGGUUUUGCUUAGGAUUCGUUGGAUUGUCUCUUGGUCGUCAAUAUGUUGUGGAAUUUGUUGUGGCCAAUCCAGUGACCAAACAAGAGAUUAGGUUGCCAGACCUAGAACGUCGUCGGGUCUUGAAGAUUUAUCUCGCUGUGAAUAAGACUUGUAAGAUGUUAAGAGUCUUAGCAGCUCUACGUUUGUUAGAGGACAUAAUCUAUUAUCAUGUGUGUCGACUAGAUGUGGAUCCAGCCACUUAUGAAUGGGAUCACCUCCGGCAAAGAGGGAUUUCUGACCAACUUAUAGCUUCCUCGGCGUAUGAUAUGUAUCUCCGAUUUGACGUGAUUAAUGAGCUUCUAGAUUUUGUUUUGACCCCUAUGGACAUUGAUGAUACUGGUUACAACAUUGCUAGGAAUUUGAUUGAUUACAACGGAAGACUAGCUUCCAUUGUAAGGAAAUUCGAGUACGAGAUGUUUUCAGGGUUUACUAUGUGGCUGCUCGAUUUUGCAAACAAGAACUGUACAAAUCGUGAACUUGUGUUUUCUCCCGAUCCCAAAUGGAUAGACUAUCUGAGUGGAAAAUAUUGGUCAUGUCCAAGGUUUAGCAAUGACGGCGAAAUCAUUUUCGCAACACGACACAUGCCAGGGCUGCCUUUCACCAUUGUUUUUUAUGACCAUGAAAAGAACAAGAUGAAAAGAGAGGAAAUAGAUGGACCUGAAGAUGUACUGCCGUUUCGAAUUGGACAGCUUGGCCAUUCUCGCGACUUCGUCUCACAACACCUUUUUUGUGCAACCAACACCAUCCCAUAA